This is a messenger RNA of Truncatella angustata, 1009 nucleotides long. RefSeq lists its product as uncharacterized. The transcript has a single exon. The coding region runs from base 96 to 971 and encodes 291 amino acids. The record is from RefSeq and is a predicted model, not a curated record. NCBI's taxonomy places the organism in Eukaryota, Fungi, Ascomycota, Sordariomycetes, Amphisphaeriales, Sporocadaceae.
GCAACUCCUCCUUUCACAAUCCGAAGUCUCCUGGGUGUAGUCUUGAUCGCAACGAAAAAUCAAGGAGACAAAACAAAAAGUGGCUAUUUGUCAAUAUGCUUGAAACAAGUGCUACAGCAGUGUUGGCUUCGUACGAAGAGCGAGACCUAAAGUUCAACAUUGAUGACUCCAACAAGGAAUUGGGUCAACGCAACACAGAUGACAGUGACUACAAUCGGGUUAAGAUAACGCAACGCGAUCUGGGUGACUUAAGUGUUAUCUCAAGCCUCCAGCGUGUGCAGUAUGGGCUCUGGAAAGAGGAGCCCGCCUGCCUCAUCAACUUCAGAUUUCAGUUUCAAAAGGGAAAUUCUCAUCUGUUCCGUUUUGAGAACGUUCGAAUUCUUGUUGAGUUCACCGCUCGUCCACCUGGAACCGCCGACCAAGAUCCGGAGGUUUUCGAGUACGGGCCGAAGUACCUCACGGCCGCUGAAACGUCGGAGGAGCGUUCGUGGCAUCUGAAUGCAAGUUUCUCUUCAAAAGCAAAAGUUGGCGCCUUCGAGUCGGGUCCCGAAGUGGAAUCUGGUAAAGCGGGUACCUACACACGCAACUAUGCUGCCAAGAUCGAAAGUGAUGAUUACGGCAAUCGCAAGCAUAAAAAGCCGAACUGCGUCAAGACUUGGCUUGCCGAGAACGAAAAGCAAAAGGGGGGAGUGCCGACAGAACUAUACACAGCAAUAGUUGUUGGACAUAGAGGCCGGCCUGCUCAAGUUACGAUAAGCAUCAGAGCUGACUAUGUCUUCAACAUGCUAGCUAUGCCAUGGACGAAGGAUGAUCCAUUGCUCUUAGAACAUGGUGUUGCAUUCGGGAAUACUAUUGGAGACGGAUCCCCUUUGGACUUUGCGACCUUGAGUGUGGAACAAUGGCAAGAACUGGUUACGCCAGACCUACAACCACGGUAUGCAUACCGUUUCGGACCGCAGAUGCUAUGCUAAUCAUUUAUAAUUGUAGUCAACUUCGUCACAAGUCUGGA